Molecule: messenger RNA, 1715 nt
Organism: Formica exsecta
Lineage: Eukaryota; Metazoa; Arthropoda; Insecta; Hymenoptera; Formicidae
Product: tubulin alpha-1 chain-like
Exons: 9
Coding region: 280-1635 (451 amino acids)
Biological process (GO): mitotic cell cycle; microtubule cytoskeleton organization
Cellular component (GO): microtubule; cytoplasm
Molecular function (GO): structural constituent of cytoskeleton; GTP binding
Source: RefSeq, a predicted model, not a curated record
AAAAUUUGUAUUUUGUUUUAUUCCAAAAACGGACAGAACUUUCCGGUAGACCUAAUAUAAACUAGUAUAUAAUUUUUUUAAAAGAUCAUGUAUCAGAAUAAUGUUAAGAGAGUAUUUGGAACAAGGAAACAAUUAAUGAAUCAAUCAAAGUGAACGAAAUACUUUCGCGUAACUUGAUAUCAUUGUAUGACUCGUGUUUUUGUGAGAUGUACAAUUUUCUGUGAGUGCCUACGUCGGUGAUUGUUCUAGCUAAUAUAUAGAGACGAAAUUUUUUGAAACAUGGCGAAAAAGCGGGAAUGCAUAUCCAUUCAUAUAGGGCAGGCGGGUGUGCAAAUGGGAAACGCUUGUUGGGAGCUUUAUUGUUUGGAGCACGGUAUCCAUCCGGAUGGACAGAUGUCCAGCGACACUACCGUAGGUCACGGGGAUGAUUCUUUUAACGCAUUCUUUUCUGAAACAAGCUCUGGAAAACGUGUUCCGCGAGCGGUUUUGGUCGAUCUCGAGCCAACGGUAGUAGACGAAGUUCGUUCGGGUACUUACAAGCAAUUGUUCCAUCCGGAACAGAUGAUCACCGGCAAGGAGGAUGCGGCUAAUAAUUAUGCUAGGGGUCACUACACGAUAGGAAAAGAAAUCAUAGACAUUACUUUAGAUAGAAUACGCAGACUGACAGAGCAAUGCAAAGGUUUGCAAGGCUUCUUGAUCUUCCAUUCGUUUGGGGGUGGUACAGGAUCUGGAUUCUCGAGUCUGCUUAUGGAACAAUUGUCCGCCGAUUAUUCGAAGAAAAGUAAACUAACUUUUAGCAUUUAUCCAGCCCCACAGGUGUCAACUGCAGUAGUGGAACCUUAUAACGCGAUUCUAUACACUCAUCCAACAUUAGAGCAUACCGAGGUGGCUUUCAUUGUAGAUAAUCAGGCCAUUUUCGAAUUAUGCAGAAGGAAUUUGAACAUCGAUCGACCGACUUAUACAAAUCUAAAUCGACUGAUUGGACAAAUAGUCUCAUCUAUCACUGCUAGUUUACGAUUCGAUGGAGCAUUGAAUGUCGAUCUCACCGAAUUCCAGACAAAUCUAGUGCCUUAUCCACGUAUUCAUUUUCCACUCGCCACUUAUGCUCCCGUUCUGUCAGCGGAAAAAGCUGAACACGAGAGAGUGACCGUCGCAGAAAUAACGAAUUCUUGUUUCGAACCGAAUCACCAAAUGGUGAAUUGCGAUCCGCGUAUGGGAAAGUACAUGGCGGUGUGUUUGCUAUAUAGGGGCGAUGUGGUGCCCAAGGACGUUAACGCGGCGAUCGCAAUGAUAAAACGGCAGAAACACGUGCAAUUCGUCGAGUGGUGCCCGACGGGAUUCAAGGUGGGAAUAAAUUAUCAACCGCCUACUGUUGUACCGGGUGGCGAUCUUGCACGAGUGGAUAGGGCGGUAUGUUGUCUCUGUAACACAACGGCGAUUGUGGACGCAUGGGCUCGACUCGAUCAUAAAUUCGAUCUUAUGUAUGCCAAACGAGCUUUCGUUCACUGGUUCGUCGGGGAAGGUAUGGAGGAAGGUGAAUUUUCAGAAGCCAGGGAAGAUCUAGCCGCCUUAGAACUUGAUUAUCGUGAAGUGCAAGAAGACGCUGUCAACACUGAGGAAGAGGAAGAAUAUUGAACUCGCCUCGUUAUACUAUAUAUUGAUUCAAUACUAUUAUAAUAAUGUGUAUAUUAUUAUAACGUUCUGAUAUAAUACAA